AUGAGCACCAGCAGCACGUCUAGUAACUCACCGCCAGACCCUUUAUCCAUGGAGAACAUGGAACCUCCUGGAAAAAUCAAAAAAUCCAGACAUAGAAUCCCUACAAGCUGCAAUGUUUGCCGGAAAAAGAAGGUGAAGUGUGACAAAUUAAGACCAUUCUGCGGCUCUUGUAUAAGGAGCUCAUCUUGUAAUUCAUGUCAUUAUGAAGUUCAACCUUGGGAUAUCACCAACGAUAUAAAGCAACUCAACCAGAGGAUCAUUCAGUUGAAACAAAAAAAUGCCGAGCUCCAGAGUCUUGUGGCGAAUUAUGAGGUUCAGAUUACCCAUUUGACAAAUACAGUCAGUAGUAACGAUACCACCAAGGAAAGAUUAUUAUUUACUGAAAAUCAGAGUAAUAAUACAAUAUUCAAUAACUUACAUACUCCAAGGUUUAGUAAUAUUAAACCCACUAAAGAUGAAGACGAUGAUCAAAUUGUGGAUUUAGUCAAAGAUUUCGAUGUCCUUGUUAUCAAGGAGAAUAAAUUGCACCAUUAUGGUUCUACUAGUUUCAUGUCCUUGGCCACAAAUGAACCGAUUAUCACUGAUGUGUUUGGAAAAUUUUUGAGUUGUCAUAAAGAAAUUUUUAGAAAAUAUCACAAUUAUCAUGAAGUGGAUGAGAUAAAUGAUGCUGAUACUGCGAUUCUAAGUGCCUGCAGUGGUGAGAAAAUGAGUGAAAUUAUCGAUCCAAUUAACUCCAUUUUGCCCCCAAGACACAUUUUUGAUAAAUUGUUGGAGAGAUUUUUUUCCAAGUGCUACUUACUUAUGCCAUUCGUUGAUAAACAGAUAUUUUAUAUUCAACUUUCACGUAUUUUGAGAUCCAAUGAACACGGGGACUGCUUUUUCAUUGUUCCAGAUAGAUUCCAACUAGUUACGGUAUCUAUGGCCUUGAUUUUUUUGAGAUUUUCUUUCUUAACCCUUCCUAUGGAUAAAGUUUCUGGUGAUUCAAAAAAUAAAAAUGUGGAUGAUUUGACCAUGGAGAUGUUUUCUAGAGAAAUCAAUAUUUCCCCGUUAUUCAUUGAGCAUGCAAAGAAUUGUUUGACCAACUCUUCAGCGCUUAAAAAGGCCAACUUGCAAAUUGUGCAAGCAUUCCUCUAUCUCAAGUUUUAUAAAUCGCAAUCCCCAGAAGAUGGUGAUACAGGGCUUGAUUCUUUAGUAAGUUUGUCGAUCAUCAUACAGAUGGCCAAAUCAAUUGGAUUGAAUAGAGACCCGAGUAAUUUCGAGUUUGUGGAUGAUGCAAGAAUCAGGCAUGUUUGGAGAAAAAUUUGGUUCAAGCUUUUACAAAUGGAUGCUCAGAAAUCACUUAAUUUUGGCUCUCAGUUGCUUAUUCCCGACGAUGAUUCAUACGAUACUGAAUUGCCUUAUAUUGGCAGUGAUUUGCAAAAGACUGGGAGUGCUAAUCCAUACGAGUCGUCUAUUGUGAGAAGCAUUGCGAUAGAAAAUCAGAUGGUGACAAUUUUUAGAAAGAUCUCACAGGUCAUGAUGGUGAUUAAACAAAAUCCAAAAAGAUCAGUAAUUAAUAAGUGUGUCGAGGAUUUGGAGGGUUUUAUGCAGCGAAUCCGACCAUUCCAAGAGUUUGUAAAUAUUGGUACAAUUUCUGGAGCAGGUAGUGGGCGGUCAUUCCCUGAUCGUUGUGAACGGGCCACCGAAUGUAUGAUGGGGUUGGAAGUGCAUAUAAUCUAUAGCGUUUUGAAUCAUAUUUUGACGUUGACAAGUUCCGAAAACGAGAAAGAACUGAAGAAAACAUACAUUGGUAAAUCGAUCUCCUCUGCUCUUUCAGUGUUUAAGUUUUGUCAUGAUUAUUUCAAGCAUCCAAAUCAUGUAUUCGGCGAUGAUUUAUAUAAAUUGGUUACUCCUUCGGUGGUUAUUGCCAUGCAAAGAGUUUAUCAAAUGGUUUGUAUAACCGUGGUGAGACAUUCUGAAAAUUUUGGCAGUACAAUAACAAACGCUAAUGGCGGACCAAUGUUACUGAAAGAAGUUAUUAGAUGGCUCACUUGUAACAAGCAGAAUAUUGCCAAACUUUGUGGCAUUGAUUCUUCUGAUUCUCAAGUGUUGGCACUUCAAUUAUACGCUUAUAUGGAAGAUAUGUACCGGUUUUAUUCGGAGUUAUCAGAGACCUACUUCCAAGCCUGGAUGUUUUGCAAGAUUCUUGGAAUGUUCAUGACCUAUUUAAUCGAAAGGCAUCCGAUAUACCGGGAUUUCUCUAACAAAUUACAUGCUCAGAGAGCAGUAUACCACAACAAAACGUCGAAUGUUAUUAAUUCGGUAGACGUUUCUGACAACGAGCCAAAACAAAGGCACGAUCCAAAUAUUGACCCGAACAAGAACUUUUCGUUGAAUAAUGAUAUUGAUGGAAAUUUAAUGAAUCAAUUCAACGAUUUUCUCAAUAGCCAGCUUUUGCAAUUGGAUAUGUACGCGGAAAAUCCAAGAAUGGAUCAUUGGGCUAAUUUGGUGGAUGAGAAUGGACAAACGAAGCUUGAUUAUUUCAAUCCGUAUUUUGACAUUGAGAAUAAUAUUAAUAGCGAACAUCAUAAAGUUCUACUAGCUGAGGUGGAAGAAAAUAAGAAUAACCUUGGGAAUGUUGCGAGUAAUAAUGGAGUUAAUGAUGAUGGAAUGGCGAUUGAAGAUUUGGGUUUUGAUUUAAAUAAUAUUGGAGGUUUGAACAAUGCAGAUUUCUUGAAAAGCAUGAUGGAACACAAUGCCGUUGGUAGUAAUAACUCUAAUUUGAUGGCUACUGGAGAUGAUGGUGUUGCGGCACCAAUAUUUGGUGGGGGUCCAAUGAGUAAUUCGGCGCUGAUUAUUAGUCCUAACACCAUUCUGGACAUUCAAUCGCAAGACUUCUUGAACAACAUCAUGAACAACAACGAAAUUAAUCAGCAGAUCAAUGGUGUAAUGAGAUCAUCGUCGUCAUCUAAUAUGACGGGAAGCAGCGGUAUUUCACCUUCUGACAUUAACAAUUCCAACGGUAAGAAUAAUAAUAGUAACUUUAUCAAUGAGCCUAAACUGGAAUCAUCGCCAUCCGAAGUGAAUUAUGGAAUGCAAAUUGCCAAGAUGAUGUUUGGUAAUGUUUAA
Saccharomycopsis crataegensis is the source of this 3108-nucleotide messenger RNA. Its product is annotated as Hap1 protein. Gene Ontology annotation, molecular function: zinc ion binding; oxidoreductase activity; DNA binding. Gene Ontology annotation, cellular component: nucleus. Bases 1 to 3108 code for a protein of 1035 amino acids. Gene Ontology annotation, biological process: regulation of DNA-templated transcription; DNA-templated transcription. The record is from RefSeq and is a predicted model, not a curated record. The transcript is spliced from 2 exons. NCBI's taxonomy places the organism in Eukaryota, Fungi, Ascomycota, Saccharomycetes, Ascoideales, Saccharomycopsidaceae.